Messenger RNA from Plasmodium falciparum 3D7, 4290 nucleotides. RefSeq lists its product as uncharacterized. The record is from RefSeq and is a predicted model, not a curated record. Lineage: Eukaryota; Apicomplexa; Aconoidasida; Haemosporida; Plasmodiidae.
AUGCUAAAAUUUUCAAAACAUGUCAGUCAUAAAAUAAAUACCCCAUAUAGGUUUAUGCCAUAUAUUAUAAAUAACAUUACAAACAACUUAUACUUUAUUUUGUUACACAAUUUUAUACCUUAUAAGAACAAACAUAUAUAUAACAAAUGUAAUUUUUAUAUUAUAGAUUAUAAACAGUUCCAUAUACUUCAAGAUUAUAUAGCAGAGAAGGAAAAAAAUACCGGAGACAAAUCCGUAAAUUAUGGAGAAGGAAAAAUAAAACAAAUACGACACAGCAAUAAUAAGGAUAAUAGUAAUAAUAAUAAUAAUAAUAAUAAUAAUAAUAAUAGUAAUAAUAAUAAUAAUAAUAAUAAUAGUAAUAAUAAUAAUAAUAGUAAUAAUAAUAAUAAUAGUAAUAAUAAUAAUAAUAAUAGUAAUAAAAAUAGCAAUAAUAAUAAUAAUUAUAAUGAUUAUUAUAAAGAUGGACAAAAUAUUGUAAUUAAUACAAAUUACACAUCCUCUUAUUAUAAACACAAAAAAUCUGUGAAUAAUAUAUUCAUAAAUAAUGAUGUAUUCUCUUCGUUACAAAAUAUUUUUCUAUUAAUAAAUAAGAUAAAUAAAAACUUUUUUCAAAGAGUUCAGCCCAAAUUUGAUGGAAAUCAAAAACAAAUUAUAAUUGACAAUGUUGUUUAUAUUAAUAAACACCCAUAUGUAUUACACAUCCUAUUAAAAAACAAUAAUGUAAAUAUCAACAUAUAUAAAGAAAUAGAUAUAUUACUAGCUAGCGAAUAUUUUAGUCAUUUAUGUAAUAAUAUUAACAACUUGGACUUUUUUUCCUUAGUAUCCUUAUUUCACAUAUACAUACCCAAAAAAAAAAAAAAAAAUUAUACAAUAGUAAAAAAUGCAAAUGAUAUAUACAAUAGUAAUAAUAGUUAUGAUGGAAUAAUAAAAGAUAGACAAGAAAAUAUUGAUGAAGAGGAGGAAAAAAAUCAAGAGCAUUUAAAUUUAAUUCCCUUUCUUGAUAUAAUAAAAAAUUGCAUAUUAAAAAAUAUAUGUAUUCAAAUAAACCACUUAAUGACAAAUGUUAAAAAUAAUAAUGAACAUAAAGAUAAUCCUAUCAAUGUGAAUAAGAAAAAAAAGAAGGUUACCUUUCAUGAUAUUUAUGGAGAAGUUAUAAAUAUUCUAUAUAUUAUAAAAGAUGAUGAUAUAAAAAAUUAUAUUAAUUAUAUACAUGUUAUACUUGAUACAUUAUAUAAAAAUAUACAUAAACAUAUUCAUCAUUAUAAUUAUACAUAUUCCAUUAAAUUACUUAGAUAUAUAAAUACUAUUCUAUCCUUUUACAUAAACCAUUCUUAUAUAUCAAAUGAACAAAAGAUACAAAAAAAAGAAAAAAAUGUCUCAAAAUAUUUUUCAUCUCUAAUUGAUAAUAAUUUCUUUUACAUACAAAAGGAAAAUUUCUCUUUUAAUUAUGUCCAUAAAAAUUAUAAUAUAUUAUAUAAUUGGGACAUGUAUAAUACAACAAAUAUAAAUAAUAAUAUUAACCAUGAUAAGAAUAUUCAACAGUAUACUAAUGAUGAUAAUACUACUAUAUAUAUAGAAGAUCUUAAUAACCUACAAAAUUAUAAUUUAAACAAAAAAUUACUAUAUAAAACAAAUGAAGACAUUUAUGAUAUAUCCUUUAUGCCUAAACAUAUAGAACAUAAUAAUAAUAUAUUAAAUGAUAAUGAUGUAACAUGGAAUAACAACUCUUCAUCUAAUUAUCAUCAUCCCAAUGUUUAUAAAGAACAAUAUGAUAAAAUGGGAACAUUACCUAUUAUUAAGAAUAGUCCAAAUGAAUAUAAUUUAAUUUCAAAAGAUAUAGAAAGUUAUAAAUAUAUAAUAAAAUUUUCUAUUGAAUUAUUAUAUAUUAUUGUAAAAAAGAUUAAAUAUGUACACCAUACAAAUACUUUCGCAGACGAAGAAAUAAUAUUAGAAAUAAUUAAUACAUUAAUUCAUAUUCAUCAUACAUAUCAUACAGAUAUUAAUAAUAUGAUAAAUGAAAAAUCGUUAUUUUUAAAAAAUAAUAUAAUUAAUUCAGAAUAUAAUAAUAAUUACUCUAUAUACUUUUUCCUUUUUUUAGAUUUUAUUUUUAAUACUUUAAAAAAAAAAUAUAUAUAUAUAUCUCAUAAUGAUAAUCACAUGAACGAAAUAAUUACACAAUAUUAUUAUAAAAAUGAAAAUUUUUUUAAAAUUCUCUCAUUACUUAGCAAUAUUAGAUACUUAUUAACAUGUAAUAAAAGACAACCAAAAAAUAUGGAACCUUCUACUCAUAAUAAUACUUUAUGUGAAAAUCAUAAAAUACAUAUAUCGCAUCAAAAAAUAAUAGAAGGUACUACAAAUGAAAAAAAGAAAAUGUUUAUAAGUAAAAUAAAUGAGCAUAUAUAUCAACUAACAAAUGAUAUAAUUUUAUUUUAUACAGAAUAUAGCAACAAAAUGAAUAAUAAUAAUCAUCGUAAUUAUCAUUAUUUUCAAAAAGAUGGAUCUUCAUAUAACAAUACUAUAAACAUACAAUUUUAUAUAUUCUACUUAUUUAAUGAUGUGUAUCUUCAAAAUAAUUAUGCUAUGAGAAAAAUUAUCUUUUCCUAUUUUUCAAACAGUUAUAAAUACAUAUAUUCAUAUCCACUCUUAAAUUAUAAUAUAACAUAUUUACAAUAUAUAACUAUUUAUAAUUUUCUUAAAUUGUUCAAAAAUGAAAUUAAUGAACCCUCAGAAGAAUAUGAUAAUGUUGUAAAAAUUUUUAUUCGCUUAUUUGAUAAUAAUACAUAUCAACAAAUUGGAGUACAACAAAAUAUUAUUAACACAACAAAUAUUUAUAUACAACAUGACAUAAAAUAUUAUAUCCACAAUUUAUAUAAAAUAUGCUAUUUUUUUAUAUUAUCCAAAAAAUUAAUUACAAAUGUAGAAUUUAUUAAUCAAAUCAAUUCUAUCUUUUAUUUAAAUUUUUAUAUGAUCAAUCAAUGGGUACAAACAGAAAGAGGAAAAAACAAACUGAACGAUUCAGGUCAUUUUACACAAUUAAUAAAUAAAUGUAUGAACAAAAUAAUUAUCAUAUUUGUUAUACACAAGUAUUGGCAAAUAUUGAAAACAGAAGAUACCAUAAAAUAUUUAUCAACAUUUAUUUAUGCCACACAUGAUUUAAUAAGUAACGAAAAUAAAAGAAAAUUAUUACUUUAUAUUUUUCCUUUUAUGAAAGAAAAAAAACACGAAAAGGUGCUGAUUCGUUUGACAUAUCUUUUAAGAAAUGGUGAGCUAGCCAAAAACAAUGAAAUAAAUCUAGAAAAAUAUUAUCAAUCAGAAAAAAAAAAAAAUCAAUCAAAGAAUAUACCAUAUGAAAAUGAUAUAAGUCUAACCUAUGAAAAAUAUAAUGAACAAACAGUUGAAGAUUAUAAAAAUGAUACGGUCCUAUGUCCAUCGAACUUACAUGUACAAACAAAUAUAAAUAACAAAAAUAAAGAACAAAAACAAAUAUAUGUGAACUAUAAUAAUUAUUUCAAGAAUUAUGAUAUCAAAAAUACAAGCAAAAUAAAUCAUAAUCCAAUUCAUAUAAACGUAAAAGAAAUCAUAAACCAUUUGGAAGAAAAUGAAAAUAUUAAAUUAAGUAAUGAUGAAUUACACAAAAUAUUAAAAGAACAUAUUAAUCAAAUGGAUAUAAUAAAACAAGAAAAUAUGUUAUUAAAAAACAAAUUAAAUUAUAUUGUACUAAAUUUUGAAAAUUUUAUUUCUUCAUAUAUUCAUAAUAUUAUAUCAAAUAAAAAUGCUCACGUCCUUUAUACAAAGACAAACAUUUCUGUAAACAACGACAGCAUAAAUGAAGAAACAAACAAACAAAUAAUUAAAGAAACAUUUAAAGAAAAACAUAAAGAAGAACAACAAGAAUAUAUUCAUGUAUAUAAUAAAACAUAUCAUGAAGAAAAAAAGCAGGAAACCAAAGUAAGCAUAAAAUUUAAUUAUCAACAAAUGGAUGUUAAAAAUGAAUAUUUUCACACACUUAAAAAAUAUCAAACUAAUCAUUCAUUCAAAAUUAAUAAUAUUUUAAUAAAUAUGUAUAUGUAUAACCCUUAUAUAUGUGCAAAAAAAAAUAAAAACUUUUUUCUAUCCAAAAAUAAAAAGCAUAAAAAAAUUAUUAUUCUUCCUUAUGAUACUUAUAAAAAUAUUAAAAAAAUACUUACAUAUGAUGAUCAUAACGAAAAAACCAAAAUCUUCAAAAGUCUUCAAAAUGUAAUUUAUUUGUUUUACGAUAGAUUUAAAGCAUUAUUUGAAAAAAUAAAUUAA